Salvia miltiorrhiza (redroot sage) is the source of this 1792-nucleotide messenger RNA. RefSeq names its product patellin-4. NCBI's taxonomy places the organism in Eukaryota, Viridiplantae, Streptophyta, Magnoliopsida, Lamiales, Lamiaceae. Gene Ontology annotation, molecular function: lipid binding. The transcript is spliced from 5 exons. The coding region runs from base 157 to 1608 and encodes 483 amino acids. The record is from RefSeq and is a predicted model, not a curated record.
AAAGACAUGACCGUUGUGGGACCUCCUAUUUCGCCUUUCAAACAAAAUUACAUAAAUAACCGUUGCACCUCUCUUCACUUCUCAUCAUCUCAUUCCUGCUAAACCCUCAACAGCAUAGUAAAAUUUUGAAGAAAGCCAAUUAAUCAAUCAGAUAGGAUGACUGUUGAGGUUGAGUGUAAGGCUGAGGCGGUGCAGGUGGCGGUGGAGCCGGUGAAGGCGGCGGCCGAAGAAGUGAAAUGCGAGAAGGAUGAAAGCAAGCCUAAGACGGUGGAGAAAAGCUCUUCCUACAGAGAAGAGAGCAAUUUCCUCUCCGAUCUGAAAGAGCACGAGAAGAAGGCAUUGAACGACCUCAAAACCAAGCUCGAAGAAGCCAUUCUCGGAAACGCCAUUUUCAAGAAGAAGGAGACGCCCAAAAAGCCGGCGGAGGAGAAACCCGCAGAAGCGUCUGAGGAAGUAGCGGAGAAGAAAGAAGAAUGCGGCGGCGACGAGGCACCGAAGCCCACAGAAGUUUGCGAGGAAGAGAUAGCGAAGAAAGAGGAAUGCGAGGCCGUUGAGAAAUGCGAAGCAGAAGCUGUUGACGAAGACAUCUCAAUUUGGGGAGUGCCCCUUCUGCCCAGCAAAGGCAACGAGAGCACAAACGUGGUGCUCUUGAAAUUCUUGAGGGCACGCGAAUUUAAGGUGCACGACGCGCUCGAGAUGCUGAAGAAGACUCUCCAGUGGCGGAAGGAGUUCAAGAUCGACACCCUUCUAGAAGAAGAGUUCGAGGCCGACCUAGCCGCGGCCGCCUACAUGAGCGGCGUGGACCGCGAGGGCCACCCCAUCUGCUACAACAUCUUCGGAGUUUUGGACGAGAAGACGGUGGCGACGGAGGAGAAGAGGGAGCAGUUCUUGAGGUGGAGGGUGCAGCUCAUGGAGAAGGGAGUUGAGAAGCUCGAUUUCAAGGCUGAUGGGAUUAACUCAUUGCUGCAAAUCAACGAUCUCAACAACUCUCCCGGCGCUUCCAAGAAGGAGGUGCGAGCCGCGGUCAACAAGGCCGUUGCGCUUCUUCAAGAUAAUUACCCUGAAUUCGUCGCCAAAAAUAUUUUCAUCAAUGUUCCAUUCUGGUACUACGCUUUUCAUUCCUUGUUGUCUCCUUUCUUGACGCAAAGAACUAGGAGCAAAUUAGUCUUUGCUCGCCCAUCCAAGGUCACUGAAACUCUGCUCAAGUAUAUUCCCAUCCAAGAAAUUCCAGUCCAGUAUGGUGGAAUGAAGAGGGAGAAUGACUUUGAGUUUUCCAACGCUGAUGGUGAGGCUACAGAAGUUAUGAUCAAAGCUGGAUGCACUGAGACCAUUGAAAUCCCAACUCCUGAGCAGGGUGGAACUACAUUUAUCUGGGAUGUGACAGUAGUUGGGUGGGAGGUGAACUACACAGAGGAAUUCGUGCCGACAGAUGAGAAUUCGUAUACCAUGAUUGUCCAUAAAUGUAAGAAGAUGAGCUCGGAGGAGGAAGCGCUUCGUAAAACAUUCAAGAACAACGAAGCAGGGAAGAUCGUCAUAACUGUCCAAAAUUCAUCUGGGAAGAAGAAGAAGUUGUUCUACAGAUACAAGAUCAAGAAGGCUAGCUUCUGAUUUUUCAUUCUUGAGGAUUUUUUUUUACUAUUAUUUGAAGAUUUUCAUACAUGGGAUGUGGGGAGGAUGUUGAUUCUUGAAGAUUCUUUAUUUGAUUGAUUUGUUUGUACUUGCGUGGUGGAAAAUUAUAUUUCUUUCAUCACAAUUUGAUUUCAUUAAUUAAUUGUGUUGUUCUUUGUGUUAA